CUAGGCUUAGAGCCAGGCUGUUGCUGAGAGCUCUGAGAGGAGCUAGAAGAGGGAGAAGCAGCCAGAAGCAGACAAGAGUUGGAGGCAGACCAGGAGCCCGAACCCGAGUUAGAGUCGAAGGUGUUUUUACUAAGGAGCAGAAACUAAAGAAGUUGAAAAGAUGAUGGUUAUCUUGGGACUGCUCACCUCCUUCCUUUCCUUCCUGUAUGUGAUAGCUCCAUCCAUCAGGAAGUUCUUCGCUGGUGGGGUUUGUAGAACAGACGUGCAGCUUCCUGGGAAGAUAGUGGUGAUCACUGGCGCCAACACUGGCAUCGGCAAGGAGACGGCCAGAGAGCUCGCUCGCAGAGGAGCCCGAGUAUACAUUGCCUGCCGAGAUGUACUCAAGGGGGAGUCUGCUGCCAGUGAAAUCCGAGCCGAUACAAAGAACUCCCAGGUGCUGGUGCGGAAACUGGACCUAUCGGAUACCAAAUCCAUCAGAGCCUUUGCUGAGGGCUUUCUGGCAGAGGAAAAGCAGCUCCAUAUUCUGAUCAACAAUGCAGGAGUGAUGAUGUGUCCAUAUUCCAAGACAGCUGAUGGCUUUGAAACCCACCUGGGAGUCAACCACCUGGGCCACUUCCUUCUCACCCACUUGCUCCUGGAGCGGCUGAAGGAGUCUGCUCCUGCACGGGUGGUGAACCUGUCAUCAGUGGUCCACAUUGCUGGCAAGAUUCGCUUCCACGACCUCCAGGGUGAGAAGCGCUACAGCCGCGGUUUUGCUUAUUGUCACAGCAAGCUGGCCAAUGUGCUUUUUACUCGUGAGCUGGCCAAAAAGCUCCAAGGCACAGGGGUCACCACCUACUCGGUGCACCCGGGCAUCGUCCGCUCCGAGCUGGUCCGCCACUCCUUCCUGAUGUGCCUGCUCUGGCGGCUCUUCUCCCCCUUCCUCAAGUCAGCACGGGAGGGGGCGCAGACCAGCCUGCACUGUGCCCUGGCUGAGGGCCUGGAGCCCCUGAGUGGCAAGUACUUCAGUGACUGCAAGAGGGCCUGGGUGUCUCCAAGGGCCCGAAAUAACAAAACUGCUGAGCGUCUGUGGGCCGUCAGCUGUGAGCUUCUAGGAAUUCAAUGGAAGUAGAGCUGGUAGAAGAGCCACGGCUUUAUCAGGUCUGGCCCGUGCCACCAUGAAGGGGGACCAAGAAGGCCAACCCUCAGGAUGGUCCUCCCGGCUGGCUGCUGCUGUGAAUCCUGUCCUCUGAUUCUCCUGACCCUUCUGGAAACCUCUGUAUACCCAACCCUCUUGUGAGGCUGGCUCAUGGCAUCGGAUGUUCACAUCUACAGAGCAUUCUUCUCCAAGACUUGCAGUCGGCCUCCCUCUCGGGGCAGGAGGAGGAGGCAGAUGCCAGGCUGAGCACAGGGAUGGCAAAAGAGCCUGGGAAACUGGGUCAGUUUCCUCACCGGUACUAGAAACGCCAGCUAGCAGGCUCAGCUGAGGUGGCAGGAGCACCAGCGUUACGUAUUUCCAGGGACUAUAGACUCAAACUUUUGACUAAUAUCUCCUCUUUAAAUUCUGGUCACAACUCUGGAGUCUGGACCAACUCAGGAAAAUCUUGGCUUAACCUUGGCCAACUUUGGUUCCUUCCGCUGAGCACCCUCGAGUCCCUGCAUGAAGCUGGGCCUUCCCAUUUUCUUUUUCCACUUUUUUAAAAAUUGAAAAAAAAUUUCUAGCUUUAUUGAGAUAUAAUUUUUAAUCAUGUAGAGGGUUUCAUUUUCCAAAUCAUUCCCUUCACCUCAUAUUUUUAAUAGUUUGUUGAUUUCUUUUUUAAAAAAGACAGGAAGGAAGAGGGAGAGAGAGAUAUAAACAUCAAUGAUGAGAGAGAAUCAUUGAUUGGCUGCCUCCUGUACACCCCGUACUGGGGAUCAGGCCCACAACCCAGGCAUGUGUCUUUGCCCGGGGAAUUGAACCGGCUACCUCCUGCUGCACCGGACAAUACCCAACCAACUGAGCCACACUAGCCAGGGCUUUACCUCAAUUUUUAGAGGAAAUAGACUACACAUCCCAUUGCCUUACUUAUUUUCUCAGGGUAGCAAGAGAGAAAUGGAACAAAAUGGAAAGCCAGCCUUCUAUUUUAGUGAGUAGUAUCUCACCCUACUCACAACCCAUAACCUUGUUAUAAUGUCACAUCUUAUAAUGCAUUAUUAGGAUGGUGUAAAAUAAGAUGUUUCGAUUGGAUAUUUCCUCAAGUUUCUUCCAACUCUCCCAUUUUAUUACCUAAGAAGUAAUGGAAGUGACUUCAAUUAUACAUAUGCUACGUUUCACUAUAGAUUAAGGCACGAGGGAAUGUGGGACUUGAUUGAAUUUGAUACAUAGAUGCAGAAAAACCACGCUCUGAUAAACCCUCUACCUGAAAUUAUAGGUCUCUCUCUGGUCUCCCUGCUCUCCUGUGCUGCAGCCCUGGGUGACCUGCUGCUUGCCUCAAGUGCUGAAGUCACCAAGAAGAGGUAGAGAGAUGACCUAAUCUGUGAGCCAAUUGACCCACGAAGUCAGGUUAUUGGUUUCUGUUCUAAAGCAUCCACAGGGCAUCUGGUGACAAAAAUGCCCUUUUCAUCCAUAGCAAGUAGACUUUUUUUUUUUUUAAUCCUUUUUAUUAAGGAAAUUUUUAAAUAGUAAAAAGUAGAGCAAAUGGUAUUAUGAAUCCCCAUGUACCUGCCUAUCAUCCAGCUUCAACAUUAAUGUUCUGUCAGUCUUGUUUCAUCUAUAUUUCCUCCAGGACAUUUUUUGGGGGUGGGGUGGGAUACUUGAAAGCACAUUCUAGACAUCACACAUUCAUUCAUAAAUACUUUAAUGUGUGUAUCUAAA
Molecule: messenger RNA, 2833 nt
Organism: Myotis myotis
Lineage: Eukaryota; Metazoa; Chordata; Mammalia; Chiroptera; Vespertilionidae
Gene: RDH12
Product: retinol dehydrogenase 12
Exons: 7
Coding region: 161-1111 (316 amino acids)
Source: RefSeq, a predicted model, not a curated record